CGGAAUUAAAGCAAAAAAAUAUCGCCGCUGGUUUCCUCUGUGGGAUGUUUGAUUUAUAAACCAACAUAAGGGCCAGAAAAUGGCCAUUUGAAGAUCAUACUGCCAGUGAGAUGUCAUCAACAACUGAUCAGAAGGAAUACUUGAAGAAGUACUUGGGAACUGGCAAGAAGAAGAAGAAAGUAAAGGUCCCAAAAGGAAAGGGGACCCGCAUCGUGGAUGAUGACGCUCCAGCCCCAGCCGUCGCCGCCGACAAUGCCGACGACGGCCUGCUGGACGCGCCGGACGAGCGCCCUCAGGUGGCGGCCGUGACUUCGGACGCGCCGCCGCCGGGCGCCGACAAGCGCUGGAAGACGCUCGACGAGUGCGACCUCGAGGAGCUCGAGUCGCAGCGCGAGAUCCUCAGCGAGAGCCUCAAGAUGCUCGAGGAGGAAGACGUGCCUCGUCGCAAGCUGCUGGCGGGCGACGAGCCGCCGGGAGCCGCGGCGACCGGCCGGCACGACUCGGACAGCUCGACGCGGCGCGCCAGCUCGCCGGCCGGGCGCGCCGACUCAGACGCCAGUCCUCCGCGGCGCGGCGCCGGCCGCCGAGACUCCGAAGAGCCCUCGCCGACGAAGCGGCCGCGGCGGCGCGCCGACUCGGACGGGAGUCCGCCGCGCAGGCGGCCUGCCGGCGGCGGCAAGGCUCGCGCCGAUUCCGACGAGAGCCCGCCGCGGAGAAAGAACGGCGGCAAGGCUCGAGCUGACUCCGACGAAAGCCCGCCGCGGAGGAAGACCGGCGGCAAGACUCGCGCUGACUCUGACGAAAGCCCGCCGCGACGCGGCGGCGCGCGGACAGACUCGGCCAGCAAGGCCGAGUCUCCGGCGCCACCGUCGCGCACGCAGGACGGGAAGCGGGCCGGCCUGCAGGACGUGACGGCGCUGCGGGAGGAGAACCGCGCCGCCCGCCGCCGAGAGCAGAAGACUAUGGCCGAGAUGGACUCGUCGCUCUCAGGACGCAACGCAGAAACUAAGAUCCGCGGUCGAAAAUUGCAAGAAAACAAAGAAAAGGCCGCCAAGAAAGCUGAGGAGGAGGAGAAGGCCAAGGAAAGAAAGAAGAAAUAUGAUGCCUGGGGCAAAGGCCUGAAGCAGGCCGAGGAGCGGCGCGCGCGGGUGGAGGACCAUCUGCGCGAGGCCAACAAGCCGCUGGCGCGCCACGCCGACGACGCCGACCUGGAGGCAGAGCUGCGCGGACGCCAGCGCAAGGACGACCCCAUGGCCGACUACAUGCAGCGCAAGAAGGCCAAGGUGGACGGGCCCGUCAAGGCUCGGCCGCGGUACAACAAGACGGAGCCGCCGCCGAACCGCUACAACAUCUGGCCGGGCUACCGCUGGGACGGCGUCGACCGCUCCAGCGGCUUCGAGAAGGCGCUCUUCCUGCGCCGCAACGCCAAGAAGGCGGUCGAGCUCGAGGCGUACAAGUGGAGCACCGAGGACAUGUGAGCCGGCCGUCGCGCGGACGCUCUCGUACCUGGCCGUCGCACGGUCGCGUCCUGUACGUCGCGCGGCGCACCUGGCUGUCGCAUCGGACCGCUGCGUCGCGCCGAACUGUCGCACAGCUGCGGCCGUGUCGGACCACCGUGUAGGGACGGUCGAACAGCUGGUGCAGGCGGGCAGCCGGCGGUCCCAGAUCAGCUGAGACACCCGAACUCAGCCACCGUUGUACAACGCGCGGGUGCGGUGCUGCCGACACGAACGCCAUCUAUCGGCGCUGGAUUCGGGCGUGUUACGUUGGCCGCAGAGGGCGCGCCGGUCGGCGGCCAGUGGCAAGCGCCCCGGUUGUUGUCAGGGGACGCGCUUCACCUGAUGUCGUGGGGAGGAGGCAGGCGUACCUGUCGCCAAGUGUUCGUGGAACCUCGCCGGUGUAUGCUGGCGGGGGUGUGGGUGGCGAUGUCCAUUUUGAAGGCGUGGCUCAUUCAGGGCGUCGUGGUCGUUGAUUUUUUAAUAUACCCAUCUGUGUGCCGACCGACACAUCCGACAGCUGAACAUAAGGGUCUCUGCUCAGUAUGGUAAGGGUAGCGGUGCUGAUGUGCUCUCGCCUGCGUCAUUUUGCAGGCGUGUGCAAGCUGGCGUUCUUGUGCGGCGCUGACGCCAGAUGGGCCCAUCGGAGUGCCUCACGUCCGUUUUGCGCGCAAAUUCCGCGGGCAACAGUCUGCGCUCCUGCGGAAACGACAUUCUGUCGUGAUCUCGGACACACGGGCGGGCACAGUGCGGAAAGCUGGAGACCGACGGCGGUGCGAUGCUACGUUUUGACGAUUGCUGCACUGUGCAAUAAAUCGGGCUG
Molecule: messenger RNA, 2319 nt
Organism: Pollicipes pollicipes
Lineage: Eukaryota; Metazoa; Arthropoda; Thecostraca; Pollicipedomorpha; Pollicipedidae
Product: BUD13 homolog
Exons: 8
Coding region: 111-1478 (455 amino acids)
Biological process (GO): mRNA splicing, via spliceosome
Cellular component (GO): U2-type spliceosomal complex; RES complex
Molecular function (GO): RNA binding
Source: RefSeq, a predicted model, not a curated record